CUUGUAGAAGAGGAAGCGACGAUAAGCUCUCUCAACGAGUUUCGCGCUACAUGAAAGCCUUCGAUAUAGACCAGUUUUCGUGGAUGGAGCGCCACGAAUGAGGCGGCAGUGGAAGUGACAAACGAUAUUUCUCGGGGUAUGUGGUGCCGCGAGCGUGAUGGCGGCCGGACGUCGCUGGACUGCCGGCGUGAGUAGCUUGUCGGCUCAGUUCUCGCACUGGAUGCAGCACAGCUUCAUCUCAAGAUGAGUACGUGGCAGCUCAGCUCGCGGCAAAUAUAUCUGCCGGUCGUCUGAACUGUACGCCUUUGGAACUGGCGUGGAUUACCAAAUGGCGUGCAGGGUUCUCGCUGGUCAUAUCGACUUCACCAUAAGCUUUCUGCAUUUACAUUUCAUCAGGGCGGGCGAGUUGUGCAAAAUGGCUACAGGUGCUUGAAGCCUCUUCUUCAAGUGUAUGCUGAUCACCGCGACCCAGCUGUUCAACAGCCUGUUGGCUGCUCAAUGCGCUCGGAGCGCGCUGUGCUGCUGGUGAAAGUUGACAAAGCGCUUGAUUGUGCUCGCGACGCAAUCGUUUUACGUCUCGGUCGGGCUUUCCAGCAUUUUGCCCCUGCCGGUGAAUCGGAAGCUCGGGGUCGUGAUGACGAGGAGCACGACAAGGCGAUCACAACUAAAUUAUACGAAUACAUCCGAGCCGAAUACGGACGACGAAGGAGAUCAAUUGCCACUGGCAACUUGCCAGUGAUCAUCGCUGCUGCCGGCAUGACGUUGGAGCUUGAGACAAAAGGAUUCACGGCGAUCACGGCUGGAUACACCGCUGUCCGCUUCGGCUAUAACCGCGCCACUUUCCAGUAG
This is a messenger RNA of Phytophthora nicotianae INRA-310, 849 nucleotides long. RefSeq lists its product as hypothetical. Bases 499 to 849 code for a protein of 116 amino acids. The record is from RefSeq and is a predicted model, not a curated record. The transcript is spliced from 2 exons. NCBI's taxonomy places the organism in Eukaryota, Oomycota, Peronosporomycetes, Peronosporales, Peronosporaceae.